This is a messenger RNA of Micromonas commoda, 1305 nucleotides long. RefSeq lists its product with no specific name. Gene Ontology annotation, cellular component: endoplasmic reticulum. The record is from RefSeq and is a predicted model, not a curated record. Lineage: Eukaryota; Viridiplantae; Chlorophyta; Mamiellophyceae; Mamiellales; Mamiellaceae. The annotation marks the transcript as partial. Gene Ontology annotation, biological process: tRNA methylthiolation. The transcript has a single exon. Gene Ontology annotation, molecular function: 4 iron, 4 sulfur cluster binding; tRNA (N(6)-L-threonylcarbamoyladenosine(37)-C(2))-methylthiotransferase activity.
AGCGCGGUGCCGGGCGUCGCCAAGGUGCACGUCAAGACGUUCGGAUGCUCGCACAACCACUCGGACUCCGAGUUCAUGGCCGGGCAGCUCGGCGCGUACGGCUACGACCUCGUCACCGACCCGGACGACGCGGAUGUGUGGGUGGUGAACACGUGCACCGUGAAGAAUCCGAGCCAGAGCGCGAUGAACACCGUCAUCACCAAGGGAAAGGCGCAGGGAAAGAAGUUGGUCAUCGCCGGAUGCGUCCCCCAGGGCGACAAGAAGGCGAAGGAGCUCGAGGACUUAUCCCUCAUCGGCGUGACUCAGAUCGAUCGCAUCGUGGAUGUUGUGGAGCGCACGCUCGCGGGCGACGCCGUGCGGUUGCUGGAGAAGAAACCCCUGCCGUCGCUCGACCUGCCCAAGGUGCGCAGGAACGAGCACGUCGAGAUUUUGCCCCUCUCCACCGGGUGCCUCGGGCAGUGCACCUACUGCAAGACCAAGCACGCGAGGGGCGAGCUGGGGAGCUACUCGCCCGAGGCGCUCGUACAGCGCGUGCAGACCGCGAUCGCGGAGGGCGUCACGGAGAUCUGGCUGUCCUCGGAGGACACCGGCGCGUACGGCAUCGACCUCGGCACGGACAUCACCCGACUGCUCAGAGAUCUCACCGCCGUGCUCCCCACCGACGGCAGCUGCAUGCUGCGUCUGGGCAUGACCAACCCGCCGUACAUCCUCGCGCACUUGGACGCCGUCGCGGAGGCUAUGCACCACCCAAGCGUCUACGCGUUUUUGCACAUUCCCGUGCAGGCGGGCUCGGACGCGGUGCUGGACCGAAUGAAGCGCGAGUACGUUGUCGCCGAGUUUGAAAAAGUCGCCGACACGCUCCUCGCGAAGGUUCCCGGGAUAACCAUCGCCACGGACAUCAUAUGCGGGUUCCCUGGCGAGACGUCCGAGGACUGGGAGAAGACGAUGGCGCUGUGCCGCAAGUACGAGUUCGUCGAGCUGCACCUGAGCCAGUUUUAUCCUCGGCCCGGGACUCCGGCGGCGCGGAUGAAGCGGGUGGACACGAAGGAGGUGAAGCGGCGGUCGCGCGAGCUCACGGCGUACAUAGAGAGCUACAGGCCGCACGAUGCGCUCGUCGGGACCACUCAGAGGGUGUGGGUCACGGACGUGGCCAAGGACAAGGUGUCGUUGGUGGGGCACACUAAAUCCUACGUGCAGGUUCUGUUACCCGGCGGCGAGGCAAACAGGGCGAGGCUGAUGGGUAAGUCGGCCGAGGUUAGAAUAAUCGACGCGCACAGGUGGCACGUCACCGGGGAGGUCAUCGAG